AUGUACACCCAAAACAAGCUAUUGGAUCUGGUAGAGGGGAAGGAGAAGAUGCCGGAGGCCGCGGAGUUGAAAGGAGCGUGGAUGAAGCGAUCGUUCGACGCGUACAUGCUCAUGUCGUGGUCCGCCCUUGCGUUCAACCUCAACUCUCAACAGCCCCAGUGGAGCGUGGAUUACAUUCGCGCGCGCAUCCUAGAGGAGGACUUGUGGCGGCGGAGUGUGGAGCGCUCGGAGGAGGGGGCUGGCUAUGGAGUUGGAGGUGGAAAGAGUGGCUUCAAGAAGAAUUGGAAGGGCAAAAACAAGGACAACCCUAAAGAAGAUGGCGGCGGGGGUCAAGGAGAGGUGCGCUUCUACUGCAAGAAGCGCGGACAUCGUUGGCGGAAGUGCUACCAACGACCCAAGGAUUGGACCCCGCUUUCAUCAAGCAACCAGCAUGGUGGCAAGAGGAGUGGGGGAGUUAUGGGAGCUGAUGGAGAGGAGAAGGAUGAGGAGAAAGGUGGCAAAUCUGAGGAGCGGAAGGCCGAGUUCUUCUUCUUCGUGAACGGAGGUGCAACCGACCUGGCUAUGGCUGCCAAGCCCGUCGCCCACGCGCUACCCGCUGCUUCUGCCCGUUGCCGACGCGCUACCCGCUGCUUCUGCCCGUCGCCAACGCGCUACCCGCAACUGCAUCCCGCCGCCCGUGCGAUAUCUGCUGCUGCAGCCCGUCGCCCGUCCCGUCACACUGCCGCCCGUCGCCAGAUCCCCGCCACGCGUACGCUCUCCGCUGCCCGUCGCCAGGUCCCCGCUUGCCCUCCCGUCAACUUUGCAACUGCUGUGAAGGGAGUGGUGGGAGUGGCGGGAGAAGCUGCUGCUACGCCCUUGCACGCGCCAGAUCGUCCGCGAGCCGCACCCCGCACCCCGCCUGUCGCCCGUACUCCACCUGCACCCCACACCCCGCCUGCCGCCCGUGCGCCACCCGCAUCACGCACCCUGCCUGUCGCGCGUACACCAUCCGCACCAUGCACGACAUCCGUGCCCCCAUCCGCGAGACCGUCCGCACCCCGUACCUGCACCCAGACCGCCGUUCUGCCCCAGAUCCCGCCCCCCCCCCACCGACAACUGCCACCCCACCCCCAUCUCCAGCUCCGUUUCCAGCGGGAAGGGGAGGAGCCCUUGUCCUGCCCUGUUCUGCCUGUGCUGCUCCGUUGUCCCCGUGUUGCCCCGUUCUGCCCAUGUUGCCCCGUUCAGCCCGUGUCCUGCCCCGCUCUGCCCGUGUUGCCCCGUUCUGCCCGUGUUGCCCCGUUCAGCCCGUGUCGUGCCCCGUUCAGCCCGUGUUCUGCCCCGUUCAGCCCGUGUUCUGCCCCGUUCUGCCCGUGUUCUGCCCCGUCUGCCCGUGUUGCCCCGUUCAUCCCGUGUCCUGCCCCUUUCAACCCGUGUUCUGCCCCGUUCUGCCCGUUUUGCCUCGUUCAGCCAGUGUUCUGCCCCGUUCUGCCCGUGUUGCCCUGUUCUGCCGGUGCUGCCCUGUUCUGCUCGUUUGUGCCCUACACGUGCUGUCCGUACCCAUUGGUGCCCCACCCGUGCUGUCAGUUCUCGCUCGUGCCCCACCCGGUCUGUGCUGCUCGGUCUCGUGCUGCCCGUCACCCCCGUGUGGCCCAGCUGACCAGUGACCAUAGUGGCGGUGGUGAGCAGCAAGGUGCUGGUCCUGCUGUGGAGGAGGGGUUGGAGGAUGAGUUGGCACGUGUGGACUUAUCAACUCAGCCUGAGCCUGCUGCAAACGCCAAGGUCACCAAGAGGAGUGUGCAGAGAGGAGCUUCACCACAUGGGCAGCAGAGUGCAACUCGCGAGAAGAGAGUGGCAGCAGCACCCUCAAGGCUGAAGUAUAGCCGUUUGGGAGGACCCAAGCAAGGUGCCAUGGCGGUUCAGGCGGAUGAGGGAGAGGAUGAGGAGAUGGCGUUCUAUUUCUUCACACCCUUGCCUGGAGAACCAGCCACAAUGGACGAGGCACUCAGUGGACCCCAGAAGGAGGAGUGGAAGGCUGCCAUGUGUCAGAAUCCCAACCACUAG
Closterium sp. NIES-65 is the source of this 2040-nucleotide messenger RNA. Lineage: Eukaryota; Viridiplantae; Streptophyta; Zygnematophyceae; Desmidiales; Closteriaceae. The record is from the annotation of a GenBank genome assembly.